AUGGGUGGUGAUGUUAAACAGAACUUCAAAACCUCUGCUAUAGUUGAAAUAAAUCUUAACAGUCUGGAUGAAUCAUCUGAUGGAUGUGACAAUAUAAUUGACAAUCCAGAUGAUAUAAUUAAUAUUGAUAAUACAUCCUCGAGUUUAGGAAAACGCGUACGUAAAGAUGAAGAACAUGAUGGAACCAAAAAAAUAAUUAUAGACUUUUCUAAUCACCCAUUAUUGGAGACAUAUUCCAAGUUACUUUUUAAUUUACAAAACCAUCAUGUGGAGGAAGACUCCCAACGUGCACGGCACUUGUCCAUAAUGUUAGAAUGGAGUGUAGUAAAUUAUGAACUGUUCAAUGAAGCAGGUUGGAUUGAAACUAAACUUUUGUCACCUGACCAAAUGCGAGAGGUUCUUGACAAACUUGCUAGAGAAACCACCCUCUCUAGUUUGAGCUUUCGAGAUGUUGACUUUCAUCCAGAAAUCUCUUAUCCUCGAUUGGCUGACCGAGUGAUAUUUCGAUUAGCUUUUGCUGCAAUGUUGUCAGAUAUUUUUUAUUCGUCAUUUCAAGUAUUGAACUUGGUUGUGACAACCUCUGGUACAUUAUGUAUUUUAUCAACCUGGGGAUGGGUAUUUUCUACUCUCAUUUCGGUUUUCUUUAUUGAUUGUAUUGCUAUAAACUUACAAGUUAUUUUUCUACACGAAUAUGAAGGUCGACGUGAUUUAGAAAAAUACUAUUUUAUACUUCCAAGUGUGUUUGCUUUGACUUUAUCCUUACUUCCAUUGACACAAGAUAUGUACGGUUUUGAUAUACCUGAACAGAUUUGCUGGUAUCGUUAUUCCGGAACAACAUUAAGUAUUGUAUGGCAAUGGUCAACUUUGUUUAUUUGGCAACAAAUUUCUGUGUUAUAUUGUAUCAUAAUACUGUUCGCCGUCACUUUAAAAUUACGUUAUGCGUCUUCGCAAUUUAAUAAAGCAGGUACACUUAUAACAUCGGUGGUUAGAAAGGUGUUGUGGUUUCCAGUAGUUCCUCUGAUCAGUCAAACUCCAACUUUCUUGGCUGAAACCGAUAUGUAUUUUAGUAAGAGCAUUAAAUAUGAACUAUUACUGUUUGGUUUUGUUGCUGCUUCGAUUCAAGAUUCAAUUGAACUUGAUAUGAUGGUAUUAAACAUUAAUGACGAGAAUGACGAUGACAAUAACGAAAUAAUCACCAAUAAAAAGCCAACAACAACAAAUAAUAUUAGUAAUGAGAUAGAUCAACAAGAUCAAGAGCGAUUUUCAUCAUCCAAUUUAUCUAAUCCGCUUUUAAUUCCAAAGCCAUCCUUAGUUGAAACAUUAAAAUACCAUUUGUUAAUUCGUCUAUUUGAUCAACCAAAAAAUCUUGACGAAUUUGUUAUUAGCUUCGUGCAAACAUCAACAACAUCAACCGUCAAUAACAAUUUAAAAAACACUUAUUCAAAAAGAGGCAAUGUCGAAAUAAUAAAUUUAAAAAAAACAAGAAAAUCAUCAAGUAUAGAAAUUCCAUCUUCUUCAGACUCGAUAAAUAACAAUCAUGAUGUUGCAGUCACUGGACAACCACAAGAAGAAGAACAAAACAAAAAGAACGAAGAAAAAGAAAACGCCAAUCCUACCAAGAUAAUAAAUUCUAAUAAUAAUGAUGAUAAUGAUGAUGAUGAUGGUGAUAUAAUAACAAAUAAAUCUUUCUCGCACUUAAAUCAUAAUAAAAAUACAUCAAAUUCAAUAAGCUCAAUCAAUUCGUCUAUUUAUAGUAGUUGUUAUAGCGGUAAUAGUAUAAGAGGUUCAAAUCAACCCGUCAACAAAACCAAUAAUAAUGAUAAUAUUCAUAUUCAAUUUACGGCAGUAAAUGAAAAUACUAAUUAUGAUGGAAUAACUAUUAUUAAUAUUGAUAAAGUUGAAGAUAUUGUUGAAAAUAAUAAUAAUAAAGAAAAAGAAGAUAACGAUGAUGAUGGUGAUGAUAGUAAAAUUAAUGAAAUUAUAGAAAUUAUAAGUAAUUCUCGUAAUGAGGAUAAUAUUAAUAAGGUUAUUCAUGGCUCUGUUGUAAUGCCAUUGUUGGGAAACGCGACCAUAAAAGCUGAGCUUGGACGUAGUAGUUGGAAGUUAUUACAUACAAUGAUGGCAAGAUUUCCUGAACAUCCUACAGAAGAUCACAAGCAAGCAUUAAGAAGUUUUAUUUAUUUAUUUGGUAGAUUAUAUCCUUGUGGUGAAUGUGCCACAGAGUUUCAAGAAAUUCUUAGUAAAUAUCCCCCCCAAGUAUCAUCAAGGGAAGCUGCAUCUCAAUGGGCAUGUGCUGUUCAUAAUAUUGUUAACAAAAGGUUAUAUAAAAAAAUAUUUGAUUGUGGAUUAAUUGCUGAAAAAUAUAAAUGUGGUUGCGAUGAUGAUGGUGGUGAUGUUUCAACAAUCAAAAAUUCCAUUAAUAAUAAUGGCACUAUCACCACUACCACCACUACUAUUAAGGGCUUUACUACUAGAAAACCGAAACCUUUACCACAAUUAGAAAAAGAAAAGGCUAAACGUGUUUUCUAUGGGGUGGUUGGUGUUUCAAUGUGGAUAGUGGCGACUGUUUGUUUUUUUAAUUAUGAACGUGUCAACAACAAUAUAAUUCAAACAAGUCUACUUCAUAUUAAAAAGAAUCCAUUAGCCAUAGAAACUUUAGGGAAUAAUAUUGGUUUUUCUUCAAGUUGGCCUUGGGUUAUUGGAAAAGUUAAUAUUUUGAAAGGAAAGGUGGAUGUGAAAUAUUCUGUGAAAGGAAAUAAAGCUAAAGGUAAAAUUCAUUUUCGUGCAAUCCGUAUUCCAUUGGAAAGAAAUUGGAAAGUCUUGGAAUUUUCAUUGACAAAAGACAAUGGAGAAGUUGUCUUGCUUAAAUUACCAAACGAACAAUUUUUUCAUACUUAA
Molecule: messenger RNA, 2898 nt
Organism: Entrophospora sp. SA101
Lineage: Eukaryota; Fungi; Glomeromycota; Glomeromycetes; Entrophosporales; Entrophosporaceae
Source: the annotation of a GenBank genome assembly